CCGACCUUAGUCUUAAAAUAGGUUACGGCCCUUGGAUAUCAGCAGUGUGCACGUGCCUUCCAUUUACUACCCUGUCUCGCUACACAAGACGAGACAGACAAGACCUUCGAAAUACGUGUACAGAGACCGUCGCUUCCCCAUUGACCAACCCUUUAUGCGAGGACGCUUGUCCAUCGCCUUUUAUAUAUGUUCUAUAGCAGUGAACAUUCAUUUUGAAUAAGCCAAGAACCACAUACUGAAGAAAAUGGAAGAUGGAGUAGCAGAAAACGAAGGCUUCCAUGGAGCUAAAGAAAGAGGAUAUGAAGAAGAUCAUAAGGGAGGUGAUGGAGCUAAAACCAGUGGAUUCAUGAAAAAUCUGAUCUCGAACUGGGUUUCUAGAGGAGAAGAUGAUGAAACAGAGGGAGAUGAUAUUGGAGAGGGUGGAGUCAAGGAAAAGGCCGGUGGACUUCUUGACCAUCUUACUAACUUGGUUUCUCCAAAAGCAGGAAGGAUGGCUGAAGAGAAAGAAAAGGGAGCAAGUGAAAACCAUGAGGGGUUGCGUUCAGAUGAAGAAGUGGAUGGCAGUAUUGGAGUUGGUGAGAGGCUGAUCAGUAAUUUAAAAUCCAAGUUUCUGCAUCAAAGUGAAGGGGAAGUGACAGAGAGUGGAGAAAAGAGAAGGAAGAUUAUUGAAGACGAAGAAGAAACCAAGAAGACAAUAUCAGAAGAAGAAAGUGGUGGAAUCAUUGACGAAAUUGUUUCUCAUUUGCCCCCAUCUCUUCCAGCCCCCACAACUGACGAAGCCGCCUUGCUGAUUAACAGUUUCGUCCGAGAUUAAGGAAAGAUGAUGAUGAUGAUGUUCAUACUUGAAGCUGCUUGCAUGAUUGUGUUGAAUUCUUUGUUGAAGUUGUAGUUCAAAUGGAAAAGGCUGUGGAGCAAUGUCCAUGGAUUUUAGCUCUGGUGUUUCUGUAUGGAUUUUUUUUUUCUUUCUAAAUUGCUAGCACUUGCAGGGCAUCCCUGUUUUUGUAAUAUCAAAACUUGCUCUGUCCAGUGAGAUUUGAACAUGAAAUUGUCAUUUUAGUGGUGUAA
Tripterygium wilfordii is the source of this 1065-nucleotide messenger RNA. RefSeq lists its product as uncharacterized. The transcript is spliced from 2 exons. NCBI's taxonomy places the organism in Eukaryota, Viridiplantae, Streptophyta, Magnoliopsida, Celastrales, Celastraceae. The record is from RefSeq and is a predicted model, not a curated record. Bases 245 to 814 code for a protein of 189 amino acids.